Ordospora pajunii is the source of this 2577-nucleotide messenger RNA. RefSeq names its product Spt16/Cdc68-like protein. Gene Ontology annotation, molecular function: nucleosome binding. Gene Ontology annotation, biological process: transcription elongation by RNA polymerase II. Gene Ontology annotation, cellular component: FACT complex. Bases 1 to 2577 code for a protein of 858 amino acids. The transcript has a single exon. The record is from RefSeq and is a predicted model, not a curated record. Lineage: Eukaryota; Fungi; Microsporidia; Ordosporidae.
AUGUUAAUGGUAAUAAAAAAAAAGCGAGGUGGGGAUGAGAUGAUAAGUCUGAAUGCGAUGAGAUUUGAAAGGAAUGCGAAUGAGAUACGAAAGCGGAUGGACAGGCCGCUGGUUGUCAUGCUUGGGAAGGGACAGGAUGUGGUAGAGUUCCGGAUCAACUCUGCGGUGUUUGUGUAUUUGCUUGGGUAUGAGUUUCCUGAGACUGUCCUGGUGAUUGGGGAAAGAUGUGUGGCGGUUACAAGCCAGAAGAGGGUGGAGAUUCUCAGGCAGGUUGGCGGCCUGGAAGUGAUUGUGCGUAGCAAGGAGAGCUCUGGAAUAGAGGAGAUACGAAGAGUGGUUAGGGGGCAUUGCUAUGUUGUAGGAGCCGAUGGGAUUGAGGGAGAGUUCUGCAGAGGGAUUCUUGAUAGUUUAGAGUGGGAGGAUGCAGGAAGGAGGCUUGAGGAUGUUUUUAUCACAAAAGAUGAGAUUGAGGUUGAGAAGUGUAAGGCAGCAGGACAAGCUGUGUCUGUGCUGUUGAAAAGAGGGGUGGAGAUGCUAUGGGACGGAAGGUUUUACAUGAAGAAGCUGGAAGAAGCAAUGGCUGGAGAGGAGGAUGGAAUUGACAUGAGUAAAGCAGAGUUUUCGUUUCCAGUGGAGUAUGAUAGGGGAAGUGUUAGGAUUGGUGUGAGGCUGGAUGGAUAUUGCAGUGAGGCGAGUAGAACGAUAGUGGUGAAUAUGGACGAGAUGUAUGAGGCGCAGGAAUUUAUUCUUAAUAUGAUAAGGCCUGGCGUUAGCUCUGCAGAUGUGUAUUGUGAGGCGCAGAAGUACUUUGCGUCGAACGGCGUAUGCUUUGGAAGUAGGUUUGUGUAUACGAUUGGGUUGCUAAGCAAUGAAAGAGGAUUUGACGAAGGGUUUAUGCUGAGCAGAGGAUGUGUAUUUGUUGUGAGCCUGAGGAGCGAAGGAAAGAUUCUGUCGAAUACGUUUGUAUUGAGGGAUGUGCCUGAGUAUUUGACAUCGAAAGACACAGCAUUUGAGUUUGUGAAGAAACGGUCGAGGUUCAGAAAUAAGACGAAGGAGUAUGAGCUUGGCAUGAGAAGGCGGGAGCACCAGAAAGAGCUGAUUGAUGAGCUGAUUGAGGAACGUCUUCAGUAUUACAGAGGGCUUGAGGGAGAGGAGGGUGCUGAGGAUGAUGCAUGCAGUAGAGAGGUGUGCUAUACCAAGGAAGGCCAGGUUCCGAGGCAUGGACGACUAGUGGUUGACUACUUGAGAGAGGCUGUUGUUAUUCCGAUUGGAAGUUAUGCGGUUCCCUUCCAUGUGUCUGAUAUUAAGAGUGUGGCUGUGACUGACUCAAAGGGUUUGCGAAUCAACUUCAAAACAGAGCCAAGAGCCAGCGACGGCUCUAUCUGCGAAGAAGAGAGUGUAAAGGGUGUUCUGAGUCUGAUAAAGUCGAUAAACAUCAGUGGAGGAGACUCUAAGGAGUAUGCAGAUGAGAUAAACGGCCUUAGAAAGGCGUAUCUUGCAAAAGGAAGCGAUAUAAAGAAAGAAGCGCCAUGCGGAUUAGUUAUUUCACAGAAACCAUUUGUGCUGAACGAUUUGCAUAUGAGAACGGAUGCUAAGUCUGGGAGUAGGAAGAAACAGACUGGAGAUCUUGAGGUCCAUGCAAAUGGAUUCAGAUAUGGAGAAGUAGUGAUUUUGUUUGCAAAUGUCAGGCAUGUGUUUUUCAGUGAAGGGGAGAUUGAGAACAGCACGAUUCUUCAUCUCCAUCUGAAUGCAUCGCUUACAGCAGGAGAAAGGAUAUUUAAUGUGCAGUUCUAUCAAGAUGCGAGCAGCAACCUUGUGCAUGACACUAUGAAGAGGGGAGACGAGCAUAUGGAAUACAUAAUUGAAAAGGAGGAGCAGCAGAGGCAAGAGGUGCUGAAUGCAAGAUUUAUGGAGUUUGUAAGGAGGAUAGAGGCGGAGACGCCGAUGAAGGUGCAGAUACCACACGAUGGGUUCUACGGGGUGCCGUUCAAGGAGAAUGUGAUGAUUAAGCAAACACACGAGUGCCUUGUGAGUGUUGAGGAGGCGCCGUAUUUUGUUCUGAGUCUUGAGGACAUUGAGGUGGUGAACUUUGAAAGAGUGGUCUCUACGGUAAAGACUGUUGAUGUGCUUUUUAUUCUGAAGAAUAAGCAUCCGGUGCAUGUGGUGAUGAAGAACAAGUCGCGGCUGCUUGUGAGUAUACAGAGUGUGGAUGUACAGAGUGUGGAUAAGCUCAAGGAUUAUCUUGACCUGAACAAUGUUCUGUUUAUGGAGACGUCUGUAAGCAUUCGAUGGACAAAUGUGAUUGCAAGCAUUAUGAAGGACCCGAUUUCGUUUUAUGAGGACGGAGCAUGGUCUGGAUUGAUGGUUGGGGACAAUGAUGAGCCUGAGGAAGAAAGCGAAGUGUCGGAAGAGUCGAGUGUUUCCGAAUCCGAAAGCAUUGAUACAGAUGAUGAUGUGUCGAGCGAGGAGCCUGAUGAGAGUGAGGACUACGAAAGCGAAGAUAGUGAAGAAGAUGAUGAUGAGAGCGAUGACGAAAGCUAUGAAAGCGAGAAGCCUAAAAAGAAGCGGCGUAAUUAA